Chinchilla lanigera (long-tailed chinchilla) is the source of this 3145-nucleotide messenger RNA. RefSeq names its product cytohesin 1 (gene Cyth1). The record is from RefSeq and is a predicted model, not a curated record. Gene Ontology annotation, molecular function: guanyl-nucleotide exchange factor activity. Gene Ontology annotation, biological process: regulation of ARF protein signal transduction. Lineage: Eukaryota; Metazoa; Chordata; Mammalia; Rodentia; Chinchillidae. The transcript is spliced from 13 exons. Bases 306 to 1505 code for a protein of 399 amino acids.
GAAGAGGCUGAAGUGCUGUCUGCUGAACUUGUUUGACAUUAAGGUGGGGCUGCUUCCAGGUGGUUAACAAGUGCUUGAGCUUGACUUCUGGAACUUUGCAGUGGCAGUGACAGCUUCCUGCCGCCUUGGACUGAUUGCCCUGGGCGUGGCCAGCUUUUUCUCCUUCAGUUGAGGAAGCAGCUCUGAGCUGUCCUUGUGGCCCGACAGCCCCACCCAGUCAGAAUCCCCGUAAACUCUGAGUUAGCUGCAGUUUUCCUUUGAAGGGCAGACAGACCAAACCUUUCUGUAUCCUGUUGGAAAACAAGAUGGUCCUUAAAACUGAAGACAAGGACGUUCCUAGUGACCUUACUGCAGAAGAGCGUCAAGAGCUGGAGAACAUCCGGCGGAGAAAGCAGGAGCUGCUGGCUGACAUUCAGAGGCUAAAGGACGAGAUAGCAGAAGUUGCUAAUGAAAUUGAAAGCCUUGGAUCCACAGAGGAAAGGAAAAACAUGCAGAGGAACAAACAGGUAGCCAUGGGCAGGAAGAAAUUUAACAUGGACCCAAAAAAGGGCAUCCAGUUCUUAAUAGAGAAUGACCUGCUGAAGAACACCUGUGAAGACAUUGCCCAGUUCCUAUACAAGGGGGAAGGGCUCAACAAAACAGCCAUUGGUGACUACCUAGGGGAGAGAGAUGAGUUUAACAUCCAGGUCCUACAUGCCUUUGUGGAGCUGCAUGAGUUCACGGAUCUGAACCUCGUCCAGGCCUUGCGGCAGUUCCUGUGGAGCUUCCGGCUCCCUGGGGAGGCGCAGAAGAUUGACAGGAUGAUGGAGGCCUUUGCCCAGCGGUACUGCCAGUGCAACAGUGGGGUGUUCCAGUCCACCGAUACUUGCUACGUCCUCUCCUUUGCCAUCAUCAUGUUGAACACCAGCCUGCACAACCCCAAUGUCAAAGACAAGCCCACUGUGGAGCGGUUCAUUGGCAUGAAUCGCGGCAUCAAUGAUGGGGGUGACCUGCCUGAGGAGCUGCUCCGGAAUCUGUAUGAGAGCAUAAAAAAUGAGCCCUUUAAGAUCCCAGAAGAUGAUGGGAAUGAUCUCACUCAUACUUUCUUCAAUCCUGACCGAGAAGGCUGGCUGCUCAAACUGGGUGGCAGGGUAAAGACCUGGAAGAGACGCUGGUUCAUUCUGACUGACAACUGCCUUUACUACUUUGAAUACACCACGGAUAAAGAGCCCCGUGGAAUUAUCCCUCUAGAGAACCUGAGUAUUCGGGAGGUGGAGGACUCCAAAAAACCAAACUGCUUUGAGCUCUACAUCCCUGACAAUAAAGACCAAGUAAUCAAAGCCUGUAAGACUGAGGCCGAUGGGCGAGUGGUAGAAGGAAACCACACUGUGUACCGGAUUUCAGCCCCUACACCCGAAGAGAAGGAAGAGUGGAUUAAAUGCAUUAAAGCAGCCAUCAGCAGGGACCCUUUCUACGAGAUGCUUGCCGCACGAAAAAAGAAGGUCUCUUCCACCAAGAGACACUGAGCACACUGCCAAGGUGUCGUCCAGCUUACAGAGCUGCAGCCUUUCUCCUGCACCUCCACUAAUGAGCACUGCAGAGCAGAGGGGUCCUCGGCCAGCCCUGCCUGAGUUCUACAGACUAGCUUCAGCUUUUGCAUUUUUUUAAGGGGAGAAAGAGUGGGCAGUUGUCACUAGGAAGGGGACUGAUGCCUGCAAGCACGGGUGCUCAGCCUUUCUGUCUCCCAAGUGGAGAUCUGACACAGGGCAGCUGCACUCCUCCGCUCAGCAGGUCUGCAGCAGAGCUGGGAGAGCCCUGUUUACCUCUAGGUCACUUCCUGGCGGGGUCCUCCUCCCUGCACUGCGUACACUCCUAUGGAUACAUGAUUAUACAGUAAGAGGAGAGGUGGAAAGGAAGCAAAGCCACGUACUAUAAAGAUCUAUUUUUGUUUUCUAAAAAGAAACAGAACACAGCUGCCCUACCUGUUUGGGGACUGACUCCCUGGAUAAGGGCUCCCAGGCUGCCGCAGGCUUCUCCUGGUGGAGCGAGCCACUGCCUCCCUGGGAGUGCUGCUCAGUGGCCCAUCUGGGCGAGAGGGCUGGCACCGUGCAGCAGUGCAGGGAGGCCUCUGCAGUGGGUGGUAUGGGCAGCGCCCGCCCAAGUGCCUGCGGGGCUCCGGGAGAGGAGGGUAGGGGGCUGACUGGUCACCUCCGACAUCUUUCUCCCUCAGAACCCAGGUCUUGCUGGGCUUUAAAUAGAAAGUCAGCAUUUUCCUUGAGCUAAAUACCUAAUAACCAAAACUGUGAGGAGGUUAUCCCAAGAGGUCUGGGGUAAUCUCACUGGUUCCUAUCUGGUUUUUCUUUCUCAUCCCCAAACUCCACUCCUCGUUCUAGAGGAAGGAGGAGGUCUUACCUGAUCCCCGUGGGGCUUCAGCCUUUUCUGCCUCAAAAGGGCCCUAAGGGGGCUCCUCUGGUGCGCUGUGUGGUGGCCUCCAGGGGUCAGGGCCUGGUCUACUCAGCAGGGGCAGUGGAAUGAGAGGUCAGAUCAUGUUCUGUCCUCUCCCCUGCAGCAUGUGUGUGAGUGGGCUGCCCCUCCUGUACGGUGUGAAGGGAGCCACGAAAUGCAGCAUUCUCCUGCCGUUCUCUCAGGGACUCUCAAGGGCAGCUCCUGCCACAUGGUCAGGCAGAGCAGGUGGUGGCUGGCAUCUCAGCAUACCCGCUAUGUGUCCAGGUCAGUGCGGAGGAGCCUGGUCCUCACAGUACUGUGGACUGGCUCCUCUGACUCCAUAGGGUAGGGAGCAUCUCUGGAAAUAGCUUUGCAGAAGGGUGGGGGGCAGGGGAAGGUUGGCAUUCUGGCCCCUUCCUGUAGGUCCCUCCUGGAGUGGCUUCAAACCUUCACCCAAAGCUUGUGAAGGUGAUAGAAGCGAGUCCAGGCUGGAAACCCAAGCUUUCCAGCAGAGAACCAGGGCAGUGCCAGCCAGAGCCCCUCUAGCAGGCCCAGGCCCUCACAGUGGUUCUCACUGAUGUUUUCUAGACAGAGAGGCACCUGGAUCAGUAUUUGUGUAUUUAUCAGAGAUGUAAAUAAUCCGUGUAUAGUUUUUUCUUUUAGAUUAUUUUGUAUUUGUUUUAAAGAAAUUUUGUCAAAAUACAGAAUAUAAAGAAAUGAC